Messenger RNA from Saccostrea cuccullata (small rock oyster), 446 nucleotides. Its product is annotated as rRNA-processing protein UTP23 homolog. The record is from RefSeq and is a predicted model, not a curated record. The coding region runs from base 45 to 446 and encodes 133 amino acids. Gene Ontology annotation, cellular component: small-subunit processome; nucleolus. The transcript is spliced from 3 exons. NCBI's taxonomy places the organism in Eukaryota, Metazoa, Mollusca, Bivalvia, Ostreida, Ostreidae. Gene Ontology annotation, molecular function: small ribosomal subunit rRNA binding.
GAAUAACUUCCUCCUUAUGAAAUUUUAUUUACAGAUAGGACGACAUGGGUAUCAAGCGUCAGAAACAAGUGCGGAAGUCUUUAGCGUUCUACAAGAAGAACUUCGGAUAUUCUCCCCCAUAUCAUGUUAUAGUGGACGGCACAUUUUGUAGGGCUGCACUGAAGCAGAAAAUCAACAUUAGAGAACAGCUGCCAAAGUACUUAGAGGCCGAGGUCAAUAUCUGUACCACACAGUGUAUACUUGAGGAAUGUGAAGCAUUUGGCUCUGUUUUGUAUGGACCCUUGAAGAUACUCCAGCAGUAUCAGAAAGCACCAUGCGGUCACUCCAAGAGCAUCAAAGGUGCUGAUAAAUGUAUCCAACACACAACCAAGAAGACAGUUAAAUACAUUGUGGGCACUCAGGUAAUGCUGCAUUAUUUCAAAUCCACUGUGGAACAUGGAGACUGA